AUGCUGACCUUAUCCAUUCUUGGUCUCAUUGCGGCGGUUGUAAUUGCUGAACACGGAGAUCCACUUAGUGAUAAGGAUCAUCUUGGAAAAGGUGAACAUGACAAAAAAUAUGACCACGAUGCUUUUUUGGGUAAAGAUACAGCUGCAGAAUACGAUGAUUUAACACCUGAAAAGAGUAAAGAACGACUAGCCAAACUGGUACCGAAAAUGGACAGCAAUAACGACGGUUUUGUUGAAGAGGGUGAAUUAAAAGACCAUAUUAACUUUAUGCAAAAACGCUACGUAAACAAUGAUGUCGAACGGACAUGGAAGAACUAUAAUGCUGAAAAAGUUAAGGAUGGGAAAAUAACUUGGCAAGAUUAUAGGCAAAUGGUUUAUGGCACUACUGAUGAUUCUUCUUUAUCACCAGAGUAUGUAAAAAUGGUAGCUCGUGAUGAGAAACGUUGGAAAGCUGCUGAUUAUGAUUCAAACGGGUUUCUGGAUCGUACCGAAUAUGGUUGCUUUAUGCAUCCAGAAGACUGUGACCACAUGCGUGAUGUUGUUGUUGCUGAAACCAUUGAAGACAUCGACAAGAACAAGGAUGGCUUUGUUGAUUUGGAUGAAUAUAUUGGAGAUAUGUACAGGCCUGAUGAUUAUCCCGAACUGAAAGGUAAAGAACCCGAUUGGGUUGCCAGUGAACGUGAAAUGUUCAAAGUUCAUCGCGACAAGAAUGGGGAUGGCAAGCUUGAUCAGGAAGAAAUGAGAGAUUGGAUUAUGCCAAUUGGUUUUGACCACGCUGAUGCUGAAGCGAAACAUCUGAUUGCCAUUGCUGACGAUAAUAAGGACGGCAAAUUGUCGACAGAAGAAAUACUGAACCACUACGAUACGUUUGUUGGAUCUCAAGCAACAGAUUAUGGCGAGCAACUUCAGAAACACGAUCCAGCAGAGUUGUGA
Molecule: messenger RNA, 933 nt
Organism: Enterobius vermicularis (human pinworm)
Lineage: Eukaryota; Metazoa; Nematoda; Chromadorea; Rhabditida; Oxyuridae
Source: the annotation of a GenBank genome assembly